Mytilus trossulus (common blue mussel) is the source of this 5954-nucleotide messenger RNA. RefSeq names its product gigaxonin-like. The record is from RefSeq and is a predicted model, not a curated record. Lineage: Eukaryota; Metazoa; Mollusca; Bivalvia; Mytilida; Mytilidae. The coding region runs from base 65 to 1945 and encodes 626 amino acids. Gene Ontology annotation, molecular function: protein binding. The transcript is spliced from 5 exons.
GAUUGUCGUAGAAGGUCAAUAGUCUCUAAUAUUAUGAAACCAGUUUUGUACUGUAACAGCUGAGAUGGAUGUCGAAGCUGGAACUUCGACGACUUCUCCACAAAGCUUUUCAACUGACCGUCAUGCAAAGAAAAUUUUAUCUGCUUUAAAUGAAAAUAGAAAGCUACUACGCUUUUGUGAUGGCACUGUUGUUUUAAAUGGUUCAAAAAUACCUGUCCAAAAAAAUGUUCUUGCUGCAGCAAGUCACUAUUUUCGAUUGGUCUUUAAUUAUGAUGACUCUACACAUACUCACAGUCACACUACAGACCCGUCAGUUGUCGAUUUAACAUCUCUAGGUAUUGGUGAGGACACGUUUGGUACGAUUCUAGACUAUAUUUACACUUCAAACAUCAGUUUGUGUGAUGAGAACAUACAAGAUAUAUUACAAGCAUCAGAUCUACUUCUACUGAUUGAUUUAAAGGCACUAUGUUGUGAAUAUAUAGAACAGUGUAUCACUCCACAGAAUUGCAUUGGUAUAAGAGAAUUUUCAGCACUGUAUGCCUGUCCAUGGGUACAUCACAAAGCUUCCAGUUACUUGGAUGAACACUUCAGAGAUAUCAGUCACUGUGAAGAAUUCUUACGACUACAAACCAAAGAUUUGAGGGAGAUUCUCAAAAGGGAUACCUUGAAUGUAAGGUCUGAGGAGGAUAUAUUUAACAGCAUUCUUAGAUGGAAUAAAUUUGAUGAGACUAGCAGGAAAGAAGAUUCAAAAGGGAUAAUCAGGGAUUGUAUAAGAGUGAAACAGUUAAAUACUAGUAGACCAUACCUUCAAAGAAAUUGUCCUGCUGAUCCAGAGUUUUAUGCUUGUCUUAAAAGUACACAUGAUCUAAGUCCAGAAAGGAAAGAGGAGGAUGAACGUUGUCGGGGAUUUACUGAUGUCAUUUUGGCUGCUGGAGGGGAAGGUCCUAUUUCUAUAAAACAAGAAGAUGUAGAAAUUAAAUCCUGUGUUAGAUGUCUUUUACCGGUGUUCUUGGACAACAAAGGAGAAGGCGUUUGGAUAGAUCUUCCAAGUUUGAUUGGGAGAAGGACAGGCCAUGGCGUAGUAGAUGUUGGAGGAUGUCUUUAUGCUUGUGGGGGACGAGAUCAGAACUGUGUAAUUCUAAACACUUGUGAAAAGUAUGAUCCCUUGGUCAAUAAAUGGUGUGAAAUUCCUAGAAUGAAUCAUGGCCGUGUUGGCUUUGGACUGUUGGCUAUCGAUCACAACAUUUAUGCCAUAGGAGGGAGCAAUGACAUGACAGAGCCAUUGACAUCUAUGGAAGUCUAUAACAUAUAUACCAACAAGUGGUCAGCACUGCCCGACAUGAAUCUCAAAAGGGUGUGGUCAUCGUAUUGCAAUGUUGACAAAAAAAUCUAUGUAAUGGCAGGUGGAGCCGUGGGAAAGUUGUUUGAAGCUGUAGAAUGCUUUGACACUCGUACAGAAACUUGGACCUCAGUUUCACCGAUGAGGGAAAAGAGAUGUGAUGCUCGGGCAGUAGCUGUGGGUAAAGAUAUUUAUGUAUUAGGUGGUUUUAGAAGGAUUGAAUGUCCAAGUGCAAUGCAUGGGGGACACAAUAUAAAAUUCUGUGGAACAGAAUUAUACUCUACUAGAAAUGACUAUUGGGCACAGUUACCUACUCGUGGAACAGGGCUUUGUACAAUGUCCGACUCAUCACAGGUUUAUGGGGCUCUCUAUGAUGGAGAAGAAAUAUUGGUUGUUGGGGAUUUAGACAUGGAAGGUACUUUCCAUUGUGUAAGAGCUUACAAUAUACAUACUGGUAUGUGGCACUGUAUAUCACCCAAUCCGCCACUUAACCAGCGUAGUUACCCUGUAUGUUUAUUUAGACUUCCGACUUAUUUAUUAGAACAAUUUCGACGGGAACAAGAGAAAGAAACAUUCAUAAGAACAGGUAGUACACUUAGUAUGUAAGCUUUAUUUAGAAAUGUAGUGAGAAAGUGUGUAUUAUGUGGCAUGGAUGUUUGAAAAUAGAAGAACAUGUGUUGUACAUGUGUAAUCCUGAUUUCUAUAUGUUACGAAAAUGUCUCCUCUAUGAGAGUUAUCAUUGUAAUUUUUUAGAAAAUUUAUCUGUAAAAGGCAUUUUAUGAAAUUUGAUUUAAAUAUAAAAAAAAUAUGUCAGUCAAAGAAAAAAGAUCAAUAGUCCUUGUGGACAACAAUGUGCCAAAAUAUAAAAAAAUGUGAUAUAUAAUUAAACAAAGUAUUUCAAUCUGCUCUGAAUGAUAAUUUUUCUUGGAAAGUCUGUUGUUUACCUAAUGAUUUUCUAGGAUUUUCCUUUCAACACAUGUCUAAAUCUUGUACUUAAGUUUUAUUUAUUCAUAUAAUUUCUAUUUGAGGUAGCUGAAAUAUAACCACAAGUAUUCAACAACUGUGGUAAAAAUAUCAAAUAUAAUAAUUUUCGUUAUAAUGAAAUAAUAACAUAUGUACUAUAUCCUGCAUUUUUAUGCCCCACCUACAAUAGUAGAGGGGCAUUAUGUUUUCUGGUCUGUGCGUUCAUCCGUUCGUUUAUUCGUCUGUUUGUUCGUCCGUCCGUUUGUUACACUUCAGGUUAAAGUUUUUUAUCAAGGUAGUUUUUGAUGAAGUUGAAGUCCAAUCAACUUGAAACUUAGUAUACAUGUUCCCUUUGAUAAGAUCAUUCUAAUUUUAAUGCCAGAUUAGAGAAUUUAUUCCAAUUUCAUGGUCCAGUAAACAUGUACUGUGGACACAUUCUUGUUUCAAGUCAUUUAAAUCCAACUUUUAUGUUACUGAUAUCUUUUAAACUGAAAACCUUAGGAUAAAGUCGAGUAACACAGUUCUCAUCAAAAUUUACUCAUGUAUUAAAAAAUUUCAAUUGUUGUUAUGUCAAAUUGUUAGUUCAAGUUUCUUUUGUUAAGAAACAACUGUAUUGUUAUUACAUUAGGAUUUUAUUUAUUACAAUAUUUGACUUUUUUGUUGUAUUUUAUUUUAAUUUAACAAUUAACUACAAUGGUGCAUGUUAUAGUAUGAAACAUAGAUGGUGAAUAUUCUGGGCUUUUUUAUGAUAUUGUGAUGGUUAUUACAUUCAGAUUUUAAAUCUGAUAUAUGAUGCAUGUAAAUGAUGUAUAUAUAUAUAUUAGCUUUUACUUUUAAGUAGCUAAUUAUUUAUUGUUUAUUUGUUAAUACCAUUAACAAAAAAUAUGCCAUAAAAAUAAGCCCAUAAUGGUGCUUACUUUUUUUUUAUGAAAUUAUAAUCAAUUAAGCUAUUACUGGUUCUUAUAUACAUCCAAUGUAUAAAUUGUUGAAAUAUACAGAGCAUGAUUAAUUUAUUCAAAGUGUAGUAAGUCAAUGUUAGUUUAAACACAUUUAUUUAUAGUGGAUUGGGAAACAAGUUUUGCAACUUAUAUUAAUCCCUUUCCACUUUGCGGGUGCAAGUGCUGCCUUGUAGCGGCAUUAGCCUACUCUUUUUCGAAAUCUACAAGGGUGUCUUUAACGUGCAAGAGAUAUGGCUCUCUCUUAACACAGGUCAGCCAUUUAUCGUCCCCGUCCCACGGACUAUCAUCGUUUCCUCAAGACCAUACUCGCAAAUGGUUAAAGGGAGAGCCGAAAAUUGAGUUAAUGAAAUUUUCAUCCCAAACGGGAAUUGAACCAGGAACCUUUGUGUUAGUAGUCCGAUGCACUAACCACUACACCACGGCUCUUAAAUCUUAAGUCAAUGUUAUGUUUAUUGACAUGUAUGUACUCAUUUCAGAAUUUUUGCCAGUACAGCUUUUAAGUUUUUCCCCAAUGAAAUAUGCAUGUUUAAUUUUGUGUAAUAUAUUGUAACUAAAGGAGCAUUAUUUAACCAAAACUUUAGAAAAUAUAAUGUCAAAUUAUUUGUCAUAUAUAUGUGAUUUCAGCUUUAACUUAAGGAACUGCAGCAUUGAUAGUUAUGAAAGUCCCUGGGCUCAAGUUCUGCACCAGGAAAUAUUAUUUUGACAAAAUUAAUGCACAGUUUAAUGUUUAUGCACUGGUGCAUAAAACACACUUUACUAUGUUAAAUUAUUAAUUUGCUAUACAUAUUGCUUUGUUGUGAUAUAUAUGAAUGCUUUUUUUUCUUCACUUUUUCUCAAUCCAUUUCUACUAUAUUGUAAACAUAAUACAAUGAGCAGGAAUAAGAAACCAUGCCCAGUUCACAGAAUUGUGCUGUCUUUUUCACCAAUGAUGACCCCCAUCAAAAGUACAUCAGCAUUUUAACUGUUGUUUUAUAUUUGCUGUACUAUGAUAUACGUGUAUGCUUGCAUAUACUUCUAUUUUGGUAUUUACAUAUAUCAUGUAUAUGCUUGAAGUGUUUGUUACCUUUGUAUAUUUUUGACAAAAUUAAUGCUGGCAUAAACAUCUAUGCUGGCAUAUACAUCUUUGUUGGCAUAUACAACUAUGCUGGCAUAAUCAUCUAUGCUGGCAUAUACAUCUAUACUGGCAUAUACAUCUAUACUGGCAUAUACAUUUAUGCUGGCAUAAUCAUCUUUACUGGCAUAUACAUCUAUACUGGUAUAUACAUUUAUGCUGGCAUAAUCAUCUUUACUGGCAUAUACAUCUGUGCUGGCAUAUACUUCUAUUUUGGCAUAUACAUUUAUGCUGGCAUAAUCAUCUAAGUUGUAAGUGUUUGUUACUCUUGUAUGUUUUGAAUCAUUUAUGUGACCACAUGUAAAUAGUCUAUUUGCCAAUUGUUUGAUUGAUUGCUUGAUUGGCAUUUAAUUUUGUCUUGUUAUUACCAGUCAACAACUUGCAAAGGGAACAACUUGUGUCAAAAGUGCUACAACAGAAUUAAAUCAGUAAUUGACAAAUAGGCUAUUUUUGAAAGACUUGUUUUUUACAAUGCUGUUCAAGAGGAUAUCAUUAAAAUGUUAAGUCUAUGGUUGGUGUAUUUGUGCAUGUUGCAGUGAUUAGUAUUUUAGACAUAAUAAUUUAUAAUACAUUUGUGUACUUGUGGAAAAAGAAAUAUUUAUGUUAGUUCACUCGAGAGUGAUGAAAGUUGUUUAAUGUUUGCCCUGUGUAGGUCUUUGGAUUAUAAGAUUGUUUAAAAAAAUAUUUGGAUUUGUUAUGCAAUUUUUUUUAGAAAUAUUGUGAUUCUAGCAUAAAAAAAAAAUUAGUCUGGUAAUAAUCUUUUAAGAUUUCGCAAGUUAUCAUCUUGCCUAACAUGGAAUAUUGUAGAAGACUAAGAUGUAAAGUUUUUUAGAAGUCUAUAACUUGUUACUGAGUCAUUAAAAGGUGACUUAGGCAUGCAGUUUUUAGCAACAGUGUCAGCAACACUUUCUUAUAGUUUGUAAUGAGGUUAGUUAAAGGGGAAUUUUAAGCCACUAAUAAUAAAUCUCUGGUUUUUAAAUUUAUUUAAAGAUUUCCUUCUCAUGAACAUUACAUUUGUCAAAAAUUAAGUAUUAUACUGACUCACUUUCACUCAAUGGACUCACUUUUACACUGACAGCAGCAAUCUGAACAGGGUUCUACAGAACACUUUACAUUGAAGAUAUUUUACCCUCUUUUUGUUUUUGUUUCUGAUUCUGAUACAUGUAUCUCAAUAUCUCAAUGUGCUGAAGAAUUAGAACAAGUUUUGCAUCUGUUUUUUUGUUUUUUGUUUUUUUGUUAAGUAUGAUGUAGAAGUAUAUGAUAUGUGGCAUGAAAAUGUUUGAAACACCUUAAAUCUAUUUAAGAAAAAACAGAUACAUAUUUAAUUACUAAAUCAUAGUAAAUGUACUACUUUUGAUCAUAUUCUAGUCAUUUUCAUCUUUUAUAAAACUGCUGAAAAUGACUAGAAACAGUAAUGUAUUGAUUUUUGUUGUUGUUGUGAAAUAUAAUAAAUUUUAAUUUAUAAGUACCUGUUAGUUAUGAUUGAUGUAUGUUUUUAUUGCAUUGCUGUAGUUUCUAUUAAUAGAAUGUGCUGAGAUGUAAUUUCAUCUCCUUAUUGUAUCCUGCUUCAGAAAAUAAAGAA